AUGCGAGUCGACUUUUCCAACCUGGCCGUCACCGCAGGCUUGCUUGCAUCCGUCAGAACCUGCGUUGCCCAAGAUAUCCCUGCCGACCUGCCGAUUUCCGCGUUAUUGACCUCGGCGCAAUCGCAUCUUGCUAGAGGCGAAACAAACGAGGCUCUGGCGUAUUAUGACGCUGCCAUUGCCAAGGACCCGGCAAACUACUUGACCCUGUUCAAGCGUGCCACCACGUAUCUCUCCCUGGGCCGCUCUCACCAGGCCAGUCAGGACUUUGGGCGAGUUCUAGAACUGAAGCCGGAAUUCGAACAGGCGCACUUGCAGCUGGCCAAGAUCAAGGCCAAGGUUGCCGACUGGGAUGGCGCGCGAGCCGAGUACUUGUCUGUCGCCAAAGGCGCAGAGUCUCCCGAGUUCCAGGCGCUUGCCGAAGCCCAGAAGGCUGCCGAGCUAGCCAACGAUGCGGUAAAGCUGCAGCAAUGGGAGGAGUGCGUGAGCUACGCAGGUACGGCCAUCCUCGUUGCCUCUCGAGCGCCGUCUCUACGCCAAUUGCGCUCCCGCUGCAGGUUCGAACGCGGCGAGAUCGAGGAGGGCAUGAGCGAUUUGCAUCACCUUUUGCAGCUUCGGCCCGGCGACAUCGAUCCUCACGUCUUUAUAUCCGCAACUACUUUCUACGGACUCGCGGACCUUGACAACGGCUUGGCGCAAGUGAGGAAGUGCCUGCACUCGGAUCCCGACUCCAAGGUCUGCAAAAGCCUCCACAAGCAGGAGAAGCGUGUGCAAAAGGCGUUUUCCAAGGCCGAAAGCCAACUGAACCGUGGUCAAUUCACCACAGCUGGGCGGGCGCUGGUAGGAACGAGCGAUGAGCCUGGCCUGCUUACCACUGUCAAGGAGCAGAUACAGGAGCUGAGGCAGGCUGGUAGAAUACCCGUGAAUGCAAGAACAAGGCUGUCUGACAAGGUGGUUGAAAUGGUGUGCCAUGCUUAUUCGGAGUCAAACCACAAAGAAGCUUCCAAAUACUGCGAGGAAGCCAUUGAAGCGGAUCCCGAAUCUUUCUGGGGCCUUCUGUACCGGGGCAAAUCGCUCUACAAGCGCGAGGAGUACGAGGCAGCCAUUCGGGCGCUCGAAAAGGCUGCGGAACGGUGGCCUGACAAGAGGGACAAGGUCAACGCCAUUCUGGAAAAGGCGCACAUCGCUCUCAAGCGCAGCAAAACAAAGGACUACUACAAAGUGCUGGGAGUGGCCAAUGAUGCCGACGAGAGGCAAAUCAAAUCCGCGUAUCGCAAGGCAUCCAAGCAGUACCACCCGGACAAGGCCGCCAAACAAGGCAUCAGCAAGGAGGAUGCCGAGAAGAAAAUGGCCUCCAUCAACGAGGCGUACGAAGUGCUCAGCAACCCAGAACUCCGCGCGCGCUUUGAUCGGGGAGACGACCCCAAUUCGCAACAACAGGCCAACCCGUACCAGGGCAGUCCCUUUGGCGGAGGGCACCCGUUCAUGUUCCAACAAGGAGGCGGCGCCAACUUUAAAUUCCAGUUCCCUGGCGGAGGUGGCCCCUUUGGAUUCUGA
Molecule: messenger RNA, 1554 nt
Organism: Ustilaginoidea virens
Lineage: Eukaryota; Fungi; Ascomycota; Sordariomycetes; Hypocreales; Clavicipitaceae
Exons: 2
Coding region: 1-1554 (517 amino acids)
Biological process (GO): protein folding in endoplasmic reticulum
Cellular component (GO): endoplasmic reticulum
Molecular function (GO): protein-folding chaperone binding; misfolded protein binding
Source: RefSeq, a predicted model, not a curated record